Molecule: messenger RNA, 3225 nt
Organism: Myxocyprinus asiaticus (Chinese sucker)
Lineage: Eukaryota; Metazoa; Chordata; Actinopteri; Cypriniformes; Catostomidae
Product: plastin-1-like
Exons: 16
Coding region: 440-2329 (629 amino acids)
Biological process (GO): actin filament bundle assembly; actin filament network formation
Cellular component (GO): actin filament; actin filament bundle; cytoplasm
Molecular function (GO): actin filament binding; calcium ion binding
Source: RefSeq, a predicted model, not a curated record
AGUUAUCUGCACUGGAACAUGAGAGAGACAGAAAGAGUGUUUGUGUCUGAAAGGAGAUUGGGACAAUAGAUGGGCCAUUCCUGUCCCGCAUUUGGCUGGAGUCCUGCCAUGAAGCAUGAGCUGGUUAUUGUUUUUACUCACAAAAGUUGCAUUUAAACUGUAUGUGUGGGAAUGUACAGAAGGAUUGAGCAUUAAUCAAGGUGAUGCAGACUUGUGUCCUCAGUUGGACUCUUUCUGUCAGUUGCAGUUGGCAUGAUCAGUGUGACGUUUAUGAAGGUUCCGAUUCUGCCGCUUUUUGUCUGUUGUUUCUCUUGUUUCAAGAACCAUGGCCGUCAUAACAAGAGGACUUCAGGGAAACUGACCAUUUUUGUGGACCAAGAGACCAAAACACACAAUAAAAGGUCUUUUGCUUGGUGAGCACUGCUGUGAGGGGACCAACAUGGAGAACAACGUCACACAGAUCUCUCGAGAAGACCUGGAGGACCUGAAAGAGGCUUUCAACAAAAUUGAUAUUGAUAACAGUGGCUAUGUCAGUGAUUUUGAGCUUCAAGAGCUCUUUCGAGAGGCUAGCUUUCAUAUUCCGGGAUACAUGGUACGGGAGAUUGUGGAGAAAUUCAUUGCUGGUGAUACCAACAAAGACGAGAAGAUCAGCUUUGAAGAGUUUGUUGCGAUAUAUCAGGAGCUCAGAAGUAAGGAAGUGAGAGAGACUUUCCGCAAGUCCAUCUCUAGGCGGGAUGGGAUUCGUUCGUUUGGUGGAACAUCAGGGAUCUCAAGUGAAGGAACACAGCAUUCUUAUUCAGAUGAAGAAAAAGUGGCCUUUGUGAACUGGAUCAAUAAGGCCUUGGCAAAUGAUCCAGACUGCAAACAUCUCAUCCCAAUGGACCCGGAGACUGACAGUCUAUUCAAAUCUGUUAAAGAUGGAAUAUUGUUGUGCAAAAUGAUAAACCUCUCCCAACCAGAUACCAUUGAUGAGCGUGUCAUCAACACGAAGAAACGCACCCCUUUCACCAUGACUGACAAUUUGGUGUUGGCACUGAACUCCGCCUCGGCCAUUGGCUGCACGGUGGUCAACAUUGAUGCUCAGGACAUGAAGGCAGGGACACCUCACCUUGUGCUUGGCCUCCUCUGGCAAAUCAUAAAAAUCGGCCUCUUCGCUGACAUUGAGAUCUCCCGCAAUGAAGCUCUAAUUGCUUUGCUGGAUGAAUCAGAAGACCUGGACCACCUGAUGUCAAUGUCCCCUGAGGAUCUUUUAUUGCGAUGGAUCAACCAUCACCUCAAAGCUGCUGGCUGGCAACCAAUCAGAAACUUCAGUGAUGAUAUCAAGGACUCCAGGGCAUAUUUCCACCUGCUAGAUCAGAUCUCACCAAAAGGAGAGGGGGAUGAUGAGAUGAGGAUUGACAUUGACAUGUCCGGUCUCAAUGAGCGUGAUGAUGAAAUGAGAGCCGAGCUGAUGCUGAGGCAGGCUGCCCGUCUGGACUGCAGACAGUUUGUCACACCACAGGAUGUGGUGGCAGGAAACCAUAAGCUCAACAUGGCCUUUGUGGCCAAUCUUUUCAACAUGUACCCAGCUUUGAACAGACCCACCAGCAAUGGCAUUGAUUAUACAAUUGAGGGGGAAACAAGAGAAGACAGAACAUUCAGAAACUGGAUGAAUUCACUGGGGGUGUCUCCAUAUGUCAACCACUUGUACAGUGAUCUGCAUGAUGGUUUGAUCAUUCUUCAGUUAUAUGAGAGGAUCCAGGUACCUGUCAACUGGGCCAGAGUCAAUAAACCUCCAUAUCCAAUACUGGGCUCCAACAUGAAGAAGCUUGAGAACUGUAAUUAUGCAGUUGCACUGGGUAAAAAGGAAGCAAAGUUUUCCUUAGUGGGAAUUGGUGGUGAGAAUAUCAAUGAAGGAAGCUCCAUGCACACCCUGGCAUUGGUCUGGCAACUUAUGAGAAGGUAUACACUGAAAGUUCUCUCUGACAUCGGAGAAGGGGAAAUAGUCAGUGACCAAAUAAUUGUCAACUGGGUGAAUGACACAUUGAAACAAGGCCGUAAAAACUCAUACAUCAAUGGAUUCAAGGACAAAUCAAUCAGCACUAGCCUGCCAGUGAUCGACCUGAUCGACACCAUCGAGCCCAAAGCCAUCAAAUAUGAGAUGGUGAAGAGUGGAGACAUGACCGCAGAGGACAAGCUAAACAAUGCAAAAUAUGCAAUCUCUGUGGCACGAAAAAUCGGCGCCAAGGUGUAUGCCCUCCCCGAUGACCUUGUGGAAGUCAAACACAAGAUGGUGAUGACAGUGUUUGCAUGUCUUAUGGGAAGAAGCUUGAAGAAAGUAGACGGCUGACCUUUUUGAAGGACAUUUGCUUUUGCACAACACUCACUUUAGCACUUUUUCUUCCGCUAACUUAACUCACCAGCUCUUUGACAUGAUCGCCUUUUCUGUCCAUGAAUAUUUCUUUAAGCCUUGGUCUUUGAUGAAUUUUCCUCCCUUUAAAGACCCCAUGAAGUAGCUUGAUGAGCACAGUUUUUGUCCUGUAUUUCCUAUUGAAAUUAGACGUUAGUGGGACAUAUCGAAGUGGUCGUCCCUUUUUUAAUAGCCAAUAGUCCACUUUUUUAGCUAUUUUUGUUCUUGGUUUUUCUCAUAACUUUUUUUUCCCCAGAGGUAUUUCAUAAAGUACUUCAUAAAAAAGUUCUAAGCCAUGAAACAAACCAACAAGCACAUGAUGUCGUGAAUCACAACAUCACAAAUGUUUUUAAGUAAACAAAGUAUUUGAACUUCGGACAAAAAAUUAAGGUACAAGACACUUUCCAUCUUUCAUGAGGGCGCAAACUACAAUCCCAUGAAGCAUUGCGAAUACAUAAUAAAAAUAUAAAAUUGUUUCAUCUGUUUCAGUUGUUGAAUACAAGUAUAGAAUCAGCAUGUUUUCAGUUUAUUGCAAAAUAUUCAGAUAUAUGUAAGUAGUUUGAGAGUAUAGGGAGACCGAAUCGAUUUGAAAUUCGGCUAUUUAUUGUGAUUUUUUUAACAGAAGCAUAUACCACCGAUUAACAACCACUGAGCUCACAGUAGGUCUGUCUUUAAAGGUUUGUAAGUUAUCAUUAAAAAGCAAUUCCCCUAUGGAAAAAAUGAAUGUGAUUUUUACUUCCAGAACCAGACUGCUGUGCUAUAUUUUUUUAUACACUAGCAUAUACACCGAUCAGCCACAACAUUAAAACCACCUGCGUAAUAUUGUAUAGGUCCCC